Periophthalmus magnuspinnatus is the source of this 1576-nucleotide messenger RNA. RefSeq names its product ALG5 dolichyl-phosphate beta-glucosyltransferase (gene alg5). The record is from RefSeq and is a predicted model, not a curated record. The transcript is spliced from 10 exons. Bases 189 to 1157 code for a protein of 322 amino acids. Gene Ontology annotation, cellular component: endoplasmic reticulum membrane. NCBI's taxonomy places the organism in Eukaryota, Metazoa, Chordata, Actinopteri, Gobiiformes, Gobiidae.
GUGUUCUCAAGUGACUGGAGUUCAGUGAGCCUUUCUCUAAUGAAAGUGCAAGGAUUUUCAUCUUCAUGACUUAAAUUCUGGACAGAUCUAUGUUGUUUUUAUCUCUGGACUUGAACAUAUUGACCACGGAGCCUGGUUUGGUGCCACUUUGACCUGUGCUGUCAGUGGCUGUUGGGGUUUUGUGGAAAAUGGACUAUCUUUGUGAAAUUGUGCAAGGCCUUGUUGCACUGGCUGUUCUUGCCUUAAUUGUGGUGUUACUGGUCGCCCACAUAACUGCUGGGAAAGUGAACAUGACACGCCACGAGAAGGAGAAAUAUUUCCUCAGUGCCACAGGGGAGAAACAAAUCUUUCCAAGUCUCCAGGAUCCCUUCUCCGUUGAACUGUCUGUAGUUGUACCAGCUUACAAUGAGGAGCUGAGAUUGCCUCUGAUGAUGGAAGAAGCUAUGGAUUACCUGGAGGAAAGACAGAAAAAGACUCCUUCUUUUACCUAUGAGGUCAUUGUUAUUGAUGAUGGCAGCAAAGACAAAACCACACAGGUUGCAAUGCAGUACACAAGGAAGUAUGGUGCAGACAAAGUGCGAGUGUUGACACUGGUGAAGAACAGGGGCAAAGGAGGAGCAGUGCGAAUGGGAACUCUGAGCUCCAGAGGCAGACUCAUUCUGAUGGCAGAUGCUGAUGGAGCCACAAAGUUCUGUGACAUUGAAAAAGUGGAAACUGCACUGAAUGAGAUUAACUCAAAACCAGAGAAUAUGGCCAUAUCCUGUGGUUCUCGGGCUCACCUGGAGAAAGAAUCUGUAGCUCAGCGCUCUCUGUUUCGAACAUUUUUGAUGUUGGGCUUUCACUUCCUGGUGUGGUUCUUUUGUGUGAGAGGCAUCAAGGACACACAGUGUGGAUUCAAGCUUUUCACUCGAGAAGCUGCAGUCAAGACUUUCUCCUGUCUUCAUGUUGAGCGAUGGGCUUUUGAUGUUGAGCUUUUAUACAUAGCCCAGUGCUUUAAGAUUCCCAUUGCAGAAGUAGCUGUAAAUUGGACUGAAAUAGAAGGGUCCAAAUUGGUCCCAUUUUGGAGUUGGCUGCAGAUGGGGCGAGACCUGGUUUUCAUUCGGCUUCGCUACCUCACAGGUGCAUGGAAACUGAAGGCGGCAGUAAAGACUGAUUAGGCAUAAACAAUUCCACAAACCUGUGAAUAAUGGGCUCUUAUAAAUGACCAAUAAGCCUUAAGAAGGGAACUAACAACUGUCUUGUCGAUGUCAAUCAACAAGCAAGACCAUAUCUUAUUUAUAACAUUGUAAUAAGGUGUGCAAUCUUACCACAGUUGUGGGAUUCCCAUGGUGUACAAAUGUUUGUUUGUGAUGGUCACCGUUACACGCACACAUUGCUGCAUACAGCACUGACUGAGUUACUUAUAUUUUUUGCCAGUCAAAUUGUUUUGAAUGUCUUUGUAAUGAAAUGUGAAGGAUGAUUAAACUGGAUCAGGACCCUGGCAGGGUGAGCAGAUGUUAUUGUUGCUGUAUGGGGAAUGUAGAUGAGGGCUGUGGUAAAAUGGAUGAAUGAAACAUCAUUAAAAGUUCAAAUAUAA